Dipodomys spectabilis (banner-tailed kangaroo rat) is the source of this 2955-nucleotide messenger RNA. It is a transcript of the gene Mynn, whose product is annotated as myoneurin. Gene Ontology annotation, biological process: regulation of transcription by RNA polymerase II. Bases 171 to 2000 code for a protein of 609 amino acids. The record is from RefSeq and is a predicted model, not a curated record. Gene Ontology annotation, molecular function: DNA-binding transcription factor activity, RNA polymerase II-specific; RNA polymerase II cis-regulatory region sequence-specific DNA binding; protein binding. Lineage: Eukaryota; Metazoa; Chordata; Mammalia; Rodentia; Heteromyidae. The transcript has 8 exons. Gene Ontology annotation, cellular component: nucleus.
GCGUCCUAGAUCGCGGCGAGGAUGGAGCCGGAUGUGACGUCGCCGGGAGGCUGGAGGGAGAGGCGGAGCGUGGCGCAGUGACGUCCUGCCAAGAUGGCGGAGAGAGAGUGAAAGAACUGGUUCCUCUGGGCGGCUACCGGUCAAGAGUAAACUUGCAUUCUGAUAUCAAAAUGCAGUACUCACAUCACUGUGAGCAUCUUCUAGAGAGACUGAACAAGCAGCGGGAAGCUGGUUUUCUUUGUGACUGCACUGUGGUGAUUGGAGAAUUCCAGUUUAAAGCACAUAGGAAUGUGCUUGCCUCCUUUAGUGAGUAUUUUGGUGCGAUCUACAGAAGCACUUCUGAGAACAAUGUUUUUCUUGAUCAAAGUCAGGUGAAAGCUGAUGGAUUUCAGAAACUGUUGGAGUUUAUAUACACAGGAACUUUAAAUCUUGACAGUUGGAACGUUAAAGAAAUUCAUCAGGCUGCUGAUUAUCUCAAAGUGGAAGAGGUGGUAACUAAGUGUAAAAUAAAGAUGGAAGAUUUUGCUUUUAUUGCUAAUCCCUCUUCUACAGAGAUAUCCAGUAUUACUGGAAACAUUGAAUUGAAUCAACAGUCUUGUCUUCUUACUCUUCAAGAUUAUAAUAAUCGGGAGAAAUCAGAAGUAUCUGCAGAUUUAGGUCAGACAAAUGCUAAACAAGGGGCUUUAGCAAAGAAGUCAUCUCAAACUAAAAAGAAGAAAAAAGCUUUUAAUUCCCAGAAAACAGGACAGAAUAAAACACUGCAAUAUUCUGGUGACAUUUUAGAGAACACAUCUGUUGAAUUCCUAGAUGCAAGUAAAUUGUCCUCAUCUGUAGUCGAACAAGUUGCCCAAAGAAAUGAUCGUUCAGAACUUGAAUUGACAUCAGUUGUGGAAAAUACUUCGCCGGCACAAGAUACUGUUCAGACUGCUACAGUGAAACGGAAACGUGGAAAAUCACAGCCAAAUUGUGCUCUGAAAGAACAUUCUAUGUCUAAUAUAGCCAGCAUCAAGAGUCCUUAUGAGGUAGAGAACUCUGGAGAAGAUCUGGAUCAGAGGUACUCCAAGGCCAAGCCAAUGUGUAACACAUGUGGGAAAAUAUUUUCAGAAGCCAGCAGCUUGAGAAGGCACAUGAGAAUACACAAAGGAGUGAAGCCUUACGUCUGCCACUUGUGUGGAAAAGCAUUUACACAGUGUAACCAGCUGAAAACACAUGUAAGAACCCACACAGGUGAGCGGCCAUACAAAUGUGAGUUAUGUGAUAAAGGAUUCGCUCAGAAAUGCCAGCUUGUCUUCCACAGUCGUAUGCACCAUGGGGAAGAAAAACCCUAUCAAUGUGAUGUUUGCAAUUUGCAAUUUGCAACUUCUAGUAAUCUCAAGAUUCAUGCAAGGAAGCACAGUGGAGAGAAGCCAUAUGUUUGUGACAGAUGUGGACAGAGAUUUGCCCAAGCCAGCACACUGACCUAUCAUGUCCGCAGACAUACUGGAGAAAAACCUUAUGUAUGUGACACCUGUGGGAAGGCAUUUGCUGUCUCUAGUUCUCUUAUCACUCAUUCUCGAAAACAUACAGGUGAAAAACCAUACAUAUGUGGUAUUUGUGGGAAAAGUUUUAUUUCCUCAGGAGAGCUCAACAAACACUUUCGAUCCCAUACAGGAGAAAGACCAUUUAUCUGCGAGUUGUGUGGAAAUUCUUACACAGAUAUUAAAAAUUUAAAGAAGCAUAAAACAAAGGUCCAUUCUGGUGCAGAUAAAAAUCUAGAUUCCAGUGCUGAGGAUCACACUUUGAGUGAACAAGAUUCCAUACAAAAAAGUCCUGUGUCAGAAACUAUAGAUGUGAAGCCUUUUGAUAUGACUUUACCAUUAGCUCUUCCACUUGGGACAGAGGACCAGCACAUGCUUCUUCCUGUCACAGAUAACCAGUCUCCUACAUCAGAUACAUUGCUGAGGUCUGCCAUGAAUGGGUAUUCAGAGCCACAGUUGAUUUUUCUACAACAGUUAUACUGACUUUGUGAGGAACGGGGAAUUGCUAACACAUGGUCUGGUGGUAUACAUAAACAUCUCUGGAUAUAUAUAUGUAUAUAUAUAUGUAUAUGUAUGUAUAUAUACAUAUAUUAAAUUCCAUUCAUUUGCAUUAUGAUCUUUUUUUUUUUUUCAUUCACCGAAGUAAAAACAGCUGAGGCUGCAUUCUAACUGCAGUGCUGGUUUUGAUUUUUGGCUUUUAUGGCUAAACAGUACAGUUUUUUAAGGAAUGAAUUAUACCAUGGUAGCACUAUUUUGGGUGAAUAACUUCUCUUUUAAAGCUGCCUUAACUGGGUUUUUACUUUGCAUUUUAGAAUUGCCCUUCAAUUACUGAAGUAGAAUCUCUUAUAUAGUUCUGUGGGAUUUUUAUUUUUUUGUCUCCAUCUGUGUUGCUGUUUGUAAGUCUCAUAGGCCAAUGCAUAAACUCUGGGGACAAAAUUUGACAUUUCUGUGAAAAUUUAGGUACUGAAAACAAUAGUGCUAUUUGUCUUAUCAGUAUAUUCCUUUAGAAGUAACUUUUCUAAAUGAAACCAAAAGAAAUGCUUCCCUUAAAACUAGAAAACUGUAUAUAAAUUUUUGCUCAUUUAGAACUCAGUAUUCUGGAGAAAAACAGUGGUCAGUCGGGUCAGUAUUUUUUAUUUUAGUUAUUUGAGACUAUAUUUUUAAAAUAGAUACUUGGUGUUUUUAUCCAGUCAAAAGACAGUUUCAAAAUUUGAUUCAGUUUAUAUUUUAUUAGGUUUGUAGAUUAUUGGAAAUGAGGAAUAUAUACCGAGUUUUGAAAAUUUUUUGAUAAGCCUAUCAUAUCUAUUAUGCACUUUUAAAAAAUUCUAAGAGGAGUUUUUCUAAAUAGAAAAUGCAUACUAGAAAUCACUUGUCUCCUAAAUUUAAUACGUUAUGUUGCAUAGUCAGAAAACUUGUCCAGUAUGCCUGGAGACUUGGG